Messenger RNA from Paramecium primaurelia, 609 nucleotides. Lineage: Eukaryota; Ciliophora; Oligohymenophorea; Peniculida; Parameciidae. The record is from the annotation of a GenBank genome assembly.
AUUGAAACAUGAGCAAGGAAAAAUAACAAAAUAAAAAGCUUAAAAAGAUAAAACUAAGAAAAUGUAAGAAAAAGAAAUUAAAUUAAAAGAUCUUAGAAUUGAAGAUUUGAAUAAAAAGUAUGAAGAAAAACAUAUGCUUAAAUUUGGAGAUAUUAUUGAUCUCAAAAUACUUGAUGCUUUAGAACCAACCAAAGCUGUCUUAGAUAUGAGAGCAUAAUUUAAUUAGGAAGAAAAAGAAGCAUAAAGAAAAGUUUCCAGAGCUAAAGAAGAAUUGUCUAAAGUGAAAUAAUAAUUAUUAGAAGUGAAGAGAGAAAAUACAAAGAUUUUUACUAACAUUACCAAAUUAGGAAAGUAAUAAAUGGAUUUAAGUAAAAAACUUACUUCAGGCAAUAAAUAAUUGUUUAAGGGUGAUAAUAAAGAGAAAAGAUCAGAUAUGGAAAGUGAUAAAUAGAGUUUAGAAGAUCUAGUAAAAUUUUUAGGUAAGGAAAUAGAAGAUUUAAAGAAUGAGAUUGGAUUAUAUAAAAAGAAAGGUAUAUUAUUAUCUAUAAAUUAGGUGGACAUAUAUAUACAAGUAUUACAUAAACAAAUCAAAACUUUGUUUAAAGAUGA